Messenger RNA from Hemibagrus wyckioides, 2566 nucleotides. RefSeq names its product growth arrest-specific protein 1. Bases 405 to 1169 code for a protein of 254 amino acids. The record is from RefSeq and is a predicted model, not a curated record. Gene Ontology annotation, biological process: regulation of cell cycle. NCBI's taxonomy places the organism in Eukaryota, Metazoa, Chordata, Actinopteri, Siluriformes, Bagridae. The transcript has a single exon.
CACUCACUCCCCCCCCCCUCUCUCUCUCCGUCACGAGAGACGCGGUGAAAGUGAAAAUUCGAGCGGAUCUUCACCACAGACAGAAGUGGAUUACGGCGGUUUGCGAUGCUCCCCGAAGCGGUAAAGUGGAUCUAAUCUAACUUCUAAACUUUUAACCUGUUAAAAAGUUUUGUGGACGCUCAGGAAGUCGUUUCUAUGGUAACCACUUUUAAGGAACUCUGGGCUAAAAGAUUCGCCCUAUCCGGCAAUGACCUCUUCGCAUUUUUUACAAGCCGGUUUAUUUUUCCAUUAUAACUGCGUUCAGUCCUGCGCGUGAAGACGGAAGGAGUUUAUAACUUCCACACUCUGAGUGAUAAAUGUGGACCGGAAGUGAGUGUGUGAAACGCAACCCAUAGCGCGGGAGCAUGGGGACCUGGCGUGGCCUCGCAGCGUUCCUCUUGUCUUUCGCGGUGGCCCUGAACGCCGAGCCCGCGUGCUGGCAGGCCGUGCUCCGGUGCCACGAGGAGCGCGAGUGUGAGCUCGCCUACACGCAGUACGUGGUCGCGUGCGACGGGAACAUACGUGGCGCGCUGCACCGCUGCCCGAGUCACUGCAUCAGUGCGCUCGUGAGACUAAACCAGACCGCCCGCGGUCCGGACCUGGAGACGUGCGACUGCGGAGUCGAUCCGGAGUGCCGGCGCGCAAAGCGAGCCAUUGAACCGUGUCUGCCGCGCACGCACGCUCGCGAAGCCGGUGGUAUCGGGUGCACGGAGGCACGGAGGCGGUGCGACGAGGACGCCGUGUGCCGCGCGGCUCUGUCCGCGUACCUGGGGCUCUGCGGGCAGCUGUUCAACGGGAGGAAGUGCCCGGCGCGGUGCAGGGGCACCAUCGAGCAGCUGCGCCUGCUGCCAGACGGAGCCCUGCUCGAGCGGUGUGUGUGCGACGGCCUGGAGCGGGCCUUCUGCGAGAUGGUCAAGGACAACAUGAGCCGCCUGUGCGCGCUCUCGGACCGUGGGCGCGUCCCCGAUCAGGAUGUCCCGGACGACGCCUACGAGGACGAGGAGUACGAGUUCAAACUGGAGCGCGACAUGGACACGGGCGCCGUGGUUUCGCCUUCACGUGCUUGGCGUUCCUCGAGCCAUCUGGCCCUGUUCCUGGGGUCACUCGCGGUGACCUUUCUCGGGGUUUGACCCGAGCAAAAGCUCUUCUGCCUCUGCCCAGAGCAUACUAACUCAGUGCAUGAUACAGAUACGAACACUGCGAUGAUAUGCAUUGCGGUAUAUCAGUGAACCCUUUAGGUCCAUGGUUAGUGAUGGGCCUGCAUUAUUCUUACUGGGAUUUGCAUGUACAUAAAACACUCCUGAUGACCACAGUACCAGAUAAAGCUAUUAUGGAUGAAUUACACAGCAUAUGUACCACCAAAGGCCAGUAAUAAUGCAAAAUAACAACUCACUAUUGAUAUCGUGAAGGCUUGACUUCCUUGUGGAUUUUGUUAACUACUUUCUUGCAGAAAUAUAAGAAAUCCUGGACCACUAUCAGAACUGACCCAGAGCCUUCAGUAGCUGAUAUGACUGGAGAGAGAAUAAAAAACACAAGCCACUCUAUUCUGUCUUUCUCUUACUUUCUCUCUGUCCUUGUUUGGUCAGUUUACAUCCGAGUACUUCCUGAAGUGUGUCUUUUUUUUCUUUCUUUUUUAUUUAAGCAAGACUUAGGACAAACAGAGAACUCGUGUGCCGUGUGUUUGCGUACCCCUCUUUACCCUGUUUGCUCAUUGUUGGGAUGAUUAUACUUCAAAUAUUUGCAGUGGACAGCCAGAGAAAAGAGCAGCUUUCAGGAUCGAGUUGUUAAAUUAAGUGGAGAGGCUCUUCACAGGCUAAUAAAUAUCCCCCUCCACUCACUGUCUAUUCUCUCUCUCUUUCUCUCUCUCUGUCUCUCUCUGUGUCUCACUUUCUGUCUGUCUGUCUCGCCUCAGCUCAAUGAAUCAUCCCCCGGGGUGACCCCUUUCCUCUCUCCCUCUUUCCUUUCUCUUUUUACUCCUUCCCUCCCCCCCAAACUUAGAGGAAAUACUUGAUCUCUCUUUCUCUUUCUUUUGCUCUCUCUCUCUCUCUCUCUCUCUCUCUCUCUCUCUUUCAGUUCUGAGUUGAGCCUUUGUUUCUGGUAUAAAGUGGAUUUCUGUUGCACAACUGUCAUGUAAGAAGCCAUUUUCUGUUUUGCUUGUGAUGUAUAAGAAAAUAUAGACCCUUGUUAUGCUUUUAUUUCAAAAGCAGUAGUAUCUCGUUUGUUUGUAAAGUUUUUAAGUCUAGGCAUGUUUGGAGAAGGCACAUGAAAGAAUGCUAUCUUUACACAUCUGCUUGUAGUCUUGAGAAAGACAAAAAGGUUUAUUUCUGACCCCAAAAAGCUUUGAUUUUAACUCAUCAGUCUGUUUCUUUUUAUUACUGAAGCUUCCUGUCACGUGCGUUUAAAUCUAGAAGUAACCCGCAUUAGAUGCAUUAACUUUGCUAGCUUGGAUAUUGUUAAAAUAACUUUUGGUAAAAUUGCCAUAAACUUUCUAUGUACAGAAAGCAAUAUAUUUAUAUGAUGUAAUAAA